This is a messenger RNA of Orussus abietinus, 2667 nucleotides long. RefSeq names its product potassium channel subfamily K member 13. NCBI's taxonomy places the organism in Eukaryota, Metazoa, Arthropoda, Insecta, Hymenoptera, Orussidae. The transcript has 5 exons. The record is from RefSeq and is a predicted model, not a curated record. Gene Ontology annotation, molecular function: potassium ion leak channel activity. Gene Ontology annotation, cellular component: membrane. Gene Ontology annotation, biological process: stabilization of membrane potential; potassium ion transmembrane transport. Bases 1 to 1278 code for a protein of 425 amino acids.
AUGUGCGUGUGCGGGGGCCUCGCGGAAGACAACGCAAGGUUCAUACUCCUCGCCGGCGUCCUGGCCGCGUACAUGCUCGCCGGUGCCGUCCUCUUUCAGAGCCUGGAGGCUGACCUCGAGAUUCGACAGGCCGCUGAAUUCUGGCGAGUGUACCACACUUUCCGGCGUUACCACAUGCGAACCACACCUCAGGCUCUUCAGCGUCUCCACGAGCUGCUCUACUCCUACGGGAACGCAUCGACCGCAGGGGUGAUCAACAAAAGACGUCGCUGGGACUUCCCCGGGAGUUUCCACUUCGUGGGGACCAUCGUGUCAACCAUAGGAUACGGGAGCACGGCGCCGCAGACCACUGCCGGGAGAGUCGCCGUCAUCCUGUAUGGGUUCUUCGGGUGCUCGGGGGGCAUCUUGUUCUUCAACCUCUUCCUGGAAAGGAUCAUCACCUUCCUCGCGUGGAUCUUGAGGAGCCUGCACCUGCGGCGACUGAAGAGGCGCCUGAAGAAGACGACCUUGGCCUCCAGGCGGACCGCCAGAGUGGGGAAUGCAAGAGCGAGGGCACUUCCCGAUAUCCUGGACGACGAUGACGUUGGCCUCGAACACUGGAAACCGAGUGUCUACUGGGUCAUGAUGUACCUGUCGCUGGCGUCAUGUGCUGUCGCCUGCUGUGCGGCUGCAGUUUAUGCCCCUCUGGAGGGCUGGAGCUACGUCGAGGCCCUGUACUUCUGCUUCGUCAGUUUCGCGACCAUCGGCUUCGGGGACUUCGUCAGCACGCAGCAGCCGCAGUAUCCCUACGUCCAUUGGUACAGGCUCGCCAACUUCGUGUUCCUGGUGGUCGGGUGCUGCUGCAUCUACUCGCUGCUGAACGUCACCUCGAUAGUGAUCAAGCAAGGCCUGAACGGCAUAAUCUGGAGGCUGCAGUACCGCAACCGAGGCAUGGCCGCUCCUCAUCUGCCCAGAAGAAGGUCUUCCGUGUCCGCGAUAUACUACCCGAAGAGGAGGCCGACCAAGGUGGGAGCCAGGGACUCCUACAAGGUCGAGGAGGUGGAAACUCCUCGCAGAUUGUCCGGAGAGCUGAUCUCCAUCAAGGAGUUCCUCUCCUCCAACAAAGUCUCCCUGGCUGUGAUGCAGAAGCAGCUCUAUGAGACCGCCCAGAUGCAGAAGGGAUGUGGACCCGACUCGACGACUCCUAGUCAUCAGCCAUUGUUCAAACCAGGCGCCGUCGGCCCUCUCGCAAUCGCCAGCGAGAAAUUCGAAAAAAACAAGAACGCUAUCAAUAGAUAGGUCGAACUUGUCGCGAUGACGAUUGUCGCGGAGAGAAAAUCAUACCUAGGGAAUGGACACCUAAGAUCACUUCUCGACACCUCCGGGUCUCGGUCGCGUAAUCGUUUAGCGAGAUGUACAAAGUCUAGAUAUUACAGGUACUAUUUUUGCAUCCAGUUUAAACGCGGGAUUCUCUUCGGGGAGCACGAGGUUAAUGGUACACGGCGCAUGUACACGAUGUAAAGUAAUGUCAAAAAGAGGUACUCUUCGGAUCUCGAAGGACCCCGAGCACUUCGAGUACCGUCGAUUGGAAUUAUUCUCCCAAUAAUAACUCGCUGUCCUACUGUAUCGAUCAUUAAAUAACUUUAUUAUUUAAGUGAUUCUUACAGUAGCGCCACUCGCCGAGGUGGCCGGCGAUACUGGAAAACGUAAACCCUCUCCUCCUCGCACUCGCUAAAGUGUAUAUCGUACGCACAUACGUAUAAGUCGAACAGUACGAGCGGAAAUAAUCCUGCGAUCGUUUUGCGCCGUUUCGUUCGCCUCCUCGAUGAGAUGUGAAUAUUUUCUUACUGUAACCGGACGUGUAAUGCGGUUCGGUGAAUCGAUAGAGAUCACUAAAUGGGACCCGAACGCUUCCCUUGAUAUUUAUUGUUCCAGUGAUUCCGUUCCGGCGAGUCGAUGACUACAAUCGGUAGAACAGAGGCGAGUUAAUUAACCGAGUCGCUAAAAUCUAGAUGGAUGGAUCAGGGCGAAGCGUGGCGAUGACGAUUUAACGCGACUUUUCAAAUCGCGACGUGUCGGACAGAUUUAGCGAACAGAUCGGUCGUAUCACGAUAGAAUCGGCAGUCGAAUGGAGACAGUCUCAAAUACUUGUAUCGUACGCGCUAGUGCGCCCCAUUUUCUUCUCUUCUUUUUUUUGUCUUUUUUAUUCUGUAAUUGCGGACUCUAAAAUUUACGGAUACACACAGAAACACACCUCGUUGCUAGACGCACCGUAGAUCCCCAAGCAGCUACGACGAGAUGUCUCGAAUUUAGGAAAAAAGAGACCGGCGAGGUACAGAGAUCUCGCGGAAAAAUUUGUGCGGAUCGCAGGGGGGACUUGUCGAGGGUACACUUGCGUGUCUCUAGGAUUUAGGCUUCCGUAAAAUGAGGGAAAAAAAUCCAAAAGAAUCCAGGUGAUACCUCGGAACAUCGUUCCCUCGUUCUUGUACUCUAUACAGUAAAGAGACACAACGGGAGAGUCAAUUUAAAGUCGGCGGCAAUUACACCGUGACUUCGUUUCAGGUCCUUGAAUCUCGCAAAAAAAAAAAAAAGAAACGAACGAUCGUCUCCGACUUUUCAAGUCGAUCGGGGAAUGCCAAUUAAUUACAUGUAUCUUCCGCAUUAAAGAGACGCCAGUCGCCCCCUCGA